This is a messenger RNA of Hyla sarda, 4135 nucleotides long. It is a transcript of the gene VWA3A, whose product is annotated as von Willebrand factor A domain containing 3A. The transcript is spliced from 34 exons. Lineage: Eukaryota; Metazoa; Chordata; Amphibia; Anura; Hylidae. The coding region runs from base 190 to 3747 and encodes 1185 amino acids. The record is from RefSeq and is a predicted model, not a curated record.
UCGCAGGAGGGGGGCGGUUACUUCCUCCCGUCCUGCCCGGCCCCUGAAAGUCCGGAGAGGACGGGAGGAAGACCGGAGGACGCGGCGGGGGACGGGGGAGUGCUGGGGACCGGCCCCGGUACUUACCUCGUCCCUGAAGACCCGGAUCCGGACGAUGAAGACGGCGGCAGCGGCGACAGGUAUGACCAGAUGGAUACAUAUACAGAUAACAUGGCUCUUAUUCUGGAGAAUGAGCAGUUCUUCAAAACCUCUUACCAAGAACCAGAAGAUGCUUUGAUCCCUGUUCCCUUUAGAGCAAGAACCUCCUGGCAAGAUGAGAACAUCAAGAUGAAGAAUGACAGCAGCUUACUGAUGACCUCCAAUGAUCAGACACAGAGACUGGCAGCAACAGAGACUGGUCUGAAUGAUGCACAGUGCUCUGAAGAAUGGGUUCUCCACCAUGGUAUUGACUCCCAACAUCUCACCAUACAAGAUCUACUAAAGCUGGGGAACAUUGUCAUGAAACCAUCAAAAAAUGCUGCCAAACAAAUCGAACUAACUGCAGAGACCGUACACGGAUUUGAAAUGAAAAUUCAGGAAGCAAUUGAUUUCUUUCAUAAAAGAAUUCGCUGGUUAAUGGAAGGAAGCAGGAAGAUGUUUGGCCUUGUUCAAGGGAAAAAUAUAGGUCUGCUGAUCGAUUCAUCUCACCUAAACUGUGGCCCGAGGAGAAUGGAUUUCUUAAGAGGACUCUUGUGCCUUGUAGAUGAGCAGCUGUGCUACAAAAAGAAGAUUUUUCUGAUGUCAUUUGGAACUGAGGUCUCAUGUCCUUGGGAGUAUCCACAAAAUGUUAAUGUUCGUGUAUUACAUGAAGCGAGACAGUGGAUUCAAGAGAUGCAGCCUCGAGGUGGUUGUAACUUACUACUAUCAUUACGGAAAGCUCUACAGAUCCAGGACCUUGAUACUCUUGUGGUUAUUGUUAGCAACAGCCCUGACCAGACAUCUGAUGUCCUUUCUGACUACCUUCUACAAUGCACUCUGGGAAAAAAUCUUAAAAUCCACAUAGUUGCAGUUGAUAGCAUUGGGCAGGCUGAUAUACAAGCACUAGCUGAAGCAGUAGGCGCACAUUUUCAUUGCUUUUCUUCAUGGAAAGAGGAUGAGAUUUAUGCAAGCACUGAUAUUAAGUUAGUAUUCAAAGAAGUUCAGAAAGCAAUAAAAGUCUUGAACAAGAUCAAGGAACUGCGGCAAGGAAAACUGGAUGACACCUGCAUCAGUAUAAUACAAGAGAUAUCAACUGAGGUUGCCAAAAUACCUACCUCUGCAUUUCUUCCGAAACCACCCAAUCACAGUGCACCGCUGAAUGUGGACAUUCCCAAUUUUUCACCCAGAACAUCAGCUGAAUGGCUUAAGAAAAAUGGCCUAAAAGCCAAAAAGAUGACCCUCUAUCAAAUACUAGCCCCUAAUGCGUAUUCCACACUGGAGGAAUUUGUGCCUAUACUUCAGAAAACUGUCUCUUCUACUCUUCUUGAGCGGGCAAUGAUGCAGUUUGAAUGGCACGAUGGGACUGUAAAAAACAUUCAUGUUGAUCCCCCAGUGCUUUAUGAAUACCAGAAACAGCUAGCCAAGAUGGCGCGGAACUAUGAGAAAAGAAUAGACUGGCUAACAAAGGGAAGCAGAAGACUAUGGGGGACAGUUUGUGAAAAAAGGGUUGUGCUGCUCGUGGACCUAUCUCUUGAGAACGCCUUGCACAUUAUACAUAUUCAGCAUUCUCUGAGACUUGUACUGGAAGAACAGAUGGCCAACAAGGAUUUAUUUAACAUUAUUGUAUUCGGCGGUGAUGUACACUUUUGGAAGGAAGGAAUGGUUCCCACAACAUCUGAAAAUUUGCAGAGUGCAUGGAAGUGGGUGCUCACUUUGGAGUGUGAAGGCAGCCGAAACGUUCUUGGUGCCAUUAAAAGAGCAAUAGAGUGCAACUUCAUAGAUAAGGAAAACCAAGAAUCCCAGGGAAUGUAUUUAUUUACUAGUGGGAUUCCAGAUCAGGAAAUGAACACAGUGCUUUCCUACUUGUCAGAAGCAGUCGCUGGAUGUAAUCUACAGCUCCAUGUUUGUUUUUCUACAAGCAAUGAAGACAGUGACAAUGACAAUAGAGAUACAGCUCACGUUGUGCAGGAAUUAGCCCAUGUCACUGGUGGAAGGUUUCACUGGUUUGAUGACACAGGUGUGAUAGAAAGUGAUGACAUAAGUGCUCUUGUUUCUGAGAUGGAGAAAGCUGUUAACUACUCUAAAAAGUGUGCCUACUUGGUGGAAUCAUUAAAAUAUCGCACAGGGAGUAAAGAUGAAGGCCCGACUCCAGAGGACGCUCCGGUGAUCUCAUAUCAGAAAGAGAAACAGAAGCCAAAGAAACUUCCUCUUCCAAAACCAACAGCUCUGACACUUGCUAGAAUGGGUAUUAAAGAUGAUGAAGAAGAAAAGAAGAAUGCUAACAUGAAAGCAUUGAUGUGGCGACCAAAUAGUGCCAAGGCUGAUAUUCCUCCAGCUCAUCCUUUCAAAGACUGGGGCUUUACUAAUGACAAGAAGGUGAAACAGAAGAAACUACAGAAACCGUCCAUCAGUUCCUUUUAUACUGAAAACGGAAAGGGUAUUGGGGUGGUGUAUAAAGAUUAUCCAAAAACCAAGACUGUAAGGAAGUCUAUCCCAUUUAUUGUGUUACCUAAAGAAGAAGAAGCCUGUUCUACAAAAGCAUGGUUGAAGAAGUUUGGUUUAAAGAAGCUGAAGUUGGAGCUGACCAAGCUGGUGUUCGGCCCGGACUGUAAUCACCAGAAAAAGCUGGUACCAGCAUUACAUAAGAAAGUGUCAGCAAAAUACUGCACCAUUUUCCCAAGUGUGGAGAUCAAUGGAGUUGUGAAGCAUCUUCAGUUUCAGCCUAAGGAGCUGGAGGAAUAUAUUGAACAGCUAGAAAAAACUUUAAAGCGUUACAUUCAGCGGCUUCAAUGGCUUCUUUCAGGAAGUCGUCGACUGUUUGGCACUAUAGUGGAGAAUAAAGUGUGUAUACUGAUUGAUGCAUCCAGCUCCAUGGCUCCCUUUUUGGCAGAACUACAGAAAGGGCUAAUAUCACUACUAUGGGAACAACUUAGACCAAGAAAUAUUGGGUUUAAUAUGAUAAGCAUUACAGAAAACAUUGAGCCGUGGCAGGAGUGUUUGGUAGAAGCCUCUGAUGAAGCUUGCCGAGAUGCUGUGCAAUGGCUUUCCAGGAUACAGCCCCAGGGAAACACCUGUAUCCUUCAUGCUUUAGAGAAAGGUUUUGCUUAUCCAGAUGUACAAGGUGUUUACCUCCUGACAGACGGGAAGCCAGAUAUUAGCUAUAACCUAAUGCUUGCAGAACAUCUUGUCAAGUCCCAUAAUAUCAAAGUACACACUGUUACUUUCAACACUUCAGAAAGGCCAGGAAAUGAAUUCCUGAAGAAGUUAGCAUCUCUGUCCGGAGGGAGAUACCAUUCUCAACAUGGGGAUAUGGAUGGACACUUUGCUGCACACAGGAUGUUGACCGAGGGCUUCACUGAUGAAGAUGAUCCAGUCCUUCCAGUGUUUGAAGGAGAUGAUUUAAAAAUACUUGCAAAAGAAAUAGACAAAGCUCGCCGGUUUGUCACCCAAGCAAGAUCUUUCCAGUCUCUGAUAUUAGAAAAACAGAUGUCUGCCUCUAGAGAUGCCUCCAUGGAAGGAAGUGAUAUCUCAGAUGAAAGACACAGAAUCCCAGCUGAAAAAGUCACUUAACCCAUCAAAGAACACAGAAGAGAAGAAAUGGAAAUUACUAUAUAAAAUUACUAUAUAUAUAUAUAUAUAUAUAUAUAUAUAUAUAUAUAUAUGCGUUUUUUAUUCAAAUCUGUGUGUGCAUUAUAUAUUCUUUUAUCAUUAGAAGUAUUCUUGGAUAUAACAUGUAAAAGAUGAAAUAUAAUAAUAAUAUUUCAUUAUGACCAAAAAAAGUUAGAGAAAAUGACUUAAUUUACCUAAAUAAUACAGGGAAAGGGAAUAGAAUGAUCUAUGUUUUCUGCCCCAGGGAUGUUUUUAUAUAUUUUUUUUAUAAUAAUAAAGUAUAUUUUAUGCUCUUUGUACAAUGUUUCAUGUUCACAUUAUAUUUAUACCUUAUGAAUAACCUCAACUA